CACCUAUAUACCUGCUCAUUGCAAGACCUCUUGCCGGAUCUCAAAUCCGAGUUCGGCUCCUCGGACUGGAGAGCUGUUGAUCUAACUAUUCAAUGCCUGAUGGCCCUUCCGACUGGCUCUGCUUAUUCCGAUUGUGGAUACGGUCUACAUCUUCUUAUUUUUGCGCCGCCUGAAGACGAGUUCAAGGAAACUACUGGCUUUUAUAUAGCCUCAUUGGAAUUGCGGCCCUCUUCGUUCUCCCCUUCUUCGAUUUCUUCUACACUCCGCGCCCAUGAUAUGGACACUCCUUCACGUCGCCAUAAUAGUCAUCAUCAUUCACUUAACCAGUCGAUCCAAUCCACACCAUCUGAACUGAUCAAGUCGGGCCGGGCUUACCAAUUUCCACGACUUUUUCGCACAAACCGUGUUCAUUUACACGAUUUUGUCAAUUGGUUGCUUGAGUCAGAAGGCUCCGUCUCCGUAGCUUCAGAACCUCGGGAUAGUCGGCUGAAUGUUUACGACUCUACGAACGAGGCCUCUAGAGUGGAAUUGACCUCGAUUGCUUCAAUUCGUCUACUUUUACCUCAUCCAAUGGUCUCUAAGGCUUAUCCUUGCUUACUUACCGCCAUCUACUCUCAGCAAAACUCUCGUGUGCUCCUUGUAGAGGAUUAA
Protopolystoma xenopodis is the source of this 651-nucleotide messenger RNA. The record is from the annotation of a GenBank genome assembly. Lineage: Eukaryota; Metazoa; Platyhelminthes; Monogenea; Polystomatidea; Polystomatidae.